Acipenser ruthenus (sterlet) is the source of this 1418-nucleotide messenger RNA. Its product is annotated as zinc finger and SCAN domain-containing protein 29-like. Gene Ontology annotation, molecular function: nucleic acid binding; zinc ion binding. The transcript is spliced from 2 exons. The record is from RefSeq and is a predicted model, not a curated record. NCBI's taxonomy places the organism in Eukaryota, Metazoa, Chordata, Actinopteri, Acipenseriformes, Acipenseridae. Bases 99 to 1115 code for a protein of 338 amino acids.
GAAUACCGUUGUCUGCCUGUCACUCCUGCACCGCAUCACCGCUACACCUGUUCCCCUUACUUACCACUUUGCCACACGUGGUGUCAGACUACGGGAUCAUGGACCGCAACGCACUGGCGGAGCUGCUGCAGGCGCUGGAGAGCAGGCGCGACGCAGAGGAGAGAAGGAGGGAGGAGCGCUACACGGCGCUCAUUGAACGGGUAGGGCUGGCCGUUGCUGCAGCGACGACCCCUACCACAACACCGCUGAUGUCGCCCCCGAAGGCACGGGCAAUGAAGAUGUCGGCGGAGGAUGACCCGGAGGCGUAUUUGGUGGCGUUCGAGCGGCUGGCUACCGCGGCGGCUUGGCCGCGGGAGUUCUGGGCCAGCCAGUUGGGACCCUGCCUGAUUGGGGAGGCUCAGGCAGCCUACCAAGCCAUGAGCGACCAUCACGCCACCGAUUAUGACCUGGUCAAGCAGGCUAUCCUCCGCCGGCUGAACAUCACCACGGAGACCCACCGGGCGCGAUUUAGGGAGUACCGGAGAGCCCCGGAGACACGCCCCAGGGUGGUUGCAGAGCGGUUGUGCGACCACAUGGUGCAUUGGCUGACCCCCGGGAAGAAGACCGCCCAGCAGAUGGGGGAAGCCAUUGUGGUAGAGCAAUUCUGCCAUGUGGUCGGCGCCGAAACCCAGGCGUGGAUACGGCGCCACAACCCCGACACCCUGGAGGAGGCGGUCAAACUGGCCGAAGACUUCGAGGACUCCCUGACCUCUGCCCGGAUCGGGAUCCUGUCGGCCCCUGCCCUUCGGAGCAGCCGACCUCUCCCUCCCUCUCCUCCAACACCACCACCACCACCACCCCCCACGUUCCAGGGACCCAGACCUCCCAGAGCACCGACCCCAUUGGGCCCCCUUGCCUCCCCCCCAUGGAGACCAAGGUUGGCCCCCAGCUGGGGUAGAGGUGCUGCCCCUGCCCCGUUGCCAUACCAGCAGCGGGACAGAUUUCUGACCUAUGCCCCCUCUGUCCCUCCUAUCUGUUUUAGGUGCCACCAGCCGGGACAUCUGGCCAGGUCAUGCCCCGCUGCCAUGGAGUGUGACGUGGCCGCGUGCAAUUGGGCACCUGAAACUGACAGUUAAAGCACUACUCCGGAGCUGUCGCCAAGGGUCAGCACUAUCCGGAGCACCACUGCACCCCGCACUAUCUGUGUUUGCCCCAGCAAUACUGCACUCACCCAGGACUGGUGACCGUCUGUUUGUUUUUGUUCAGGACUGUGCCUUGUUUAUUGUUAUCCCCGUGCGUUACACAUCGUUGUGUAUCGCCGGGGAUUUAGUUGCUUUGCGGUCACCAGACCUGGAAAAAGAAUAAAGCACUGUUUUCACUGGAAUACCGUUGUCUGCCUGUCACUCCUGCACCGCAUCACCGCUACACCUGUUCCCCUU